GUGCAGGGCCCCAACCUAGUGCGCUGGCCAUCUAGUGCAUAAUGGCUAGGACGAAGCGAAAAAAUGCCGGAAAGCAAUUGUUAGCUGGAUCAUCAAGAAACCCGUCAAAGUUCAAUACGAAUGCGAACUUGAAUCCUCACCCGACUGAUCGUAUCGGAUUUCUGGAGAGGAUAGUUUUGGAGGCGCCUUUGGAAUUGGUGUUUGAAUUUUUUUGCUACUUACAUCCGCUCGACCUCCUCCAUCUGGCACGAACGAGCAAAAACCUGCGAAACUUCCUCAUGUCCCGCUCGCUCAGUGAAAGAAUCUGGCGCACCGCUCGCAGCGAAAGACAAUUCUUUCCCGAUCUUCCACCUAUUCCUCCGGGCUUCAGUGAACCACAGUUCGCGGCCUUGCUUUUUGAGUCAGAUUUUUGUCACGGUUGUGGUCAACAUUCGACCCGGAGUGCAAACGUAAUCUGGGAUUGUAAGGUGUCGUGCCAUGAGGACUGCGUGGGCAAGGUUUUUUCCGACUUGGACGACAUCUUGAGAAAGCAACCCAAACUCGACCAGGAAACGAGGACAGCAAUUGAAUCCUUCACACCUCAUCAGAUCUAUCGCAAUUCGAAGGUAUAUAUUCCAUCAAUGGUGGAGCAAACUCGCCGCGAGUACAUGGAGGCGAAGGAUGAUCCCGUGCAAUUAGCACAAUGGCAAGCGAAACAAAUCCAGAUUCCUGACCUUAUUGAGUGUUGUAAUUGGCAGGAGACCUUAAAAAUGAAUAGAAUACAACUUAUCAAUGACAAAUUAAGGAGUCGAGGGUGGGACGACAUACAGAAGCACGAACUCGGUGCCUCUCUACUACCGUCCUUUUACAACGAGGCUCACCCGUUCACUGAGGAAGAUUGGAACAAGAUGGGGCUGGCAUUCGCGCAGUUCUGUAAAAGAAGGAAAGCCAUACGUUUCAAACAACUCAGAAUAUCCAGGUUUGCCCAGCGCUUCAACGACGUAUCCUACAGCUACAAAACUUUUCAAGAAGCCCGCUGCCAAGAAGGUCGCGCUUUUAUGCCGCUUGGCGACCUUAUGACUCCUUUCCAAAUAGAUCGCCCUUACCUAGAGUCUCUCUUGGAUCUCGAGGAAUUGACGCGGCAAUGGAUCAGUCGAAAAGAUGACCAGUUGAAAACGUAUCUCAGCUGGUACAACAGAGAAUACGGCACGACAUACUCCGACCCCAAGACGGUGGUUUUUAGGUGCAACCAAUGCAAUGCAGUAGUGUGGGGAGUUCGAAUAUACGUACACGGAUGCACCACCCAUGCCCGCUACCCGAAGGACCCCGGACACGUGCCUAUGUACUGGAAGUAUUCCAAGCUUCACAACCCUUUCGGGUGGGAGCCUUUGACAUGGAGCCUGGUGUGUUAUGAAGUUCACCCAUCGGCGACGGAGUACGCGAAGCAGAUUAUAGAUCUAUGUGGGGUGAAAAACUUGGAAACCUUGGAGGAGAUGCGUCCUUUAUUGGAAUGCAAGGCAUGCCAUGCUCCUCACAACGCCUUCUAUCCAUGGACACGCGCCUUUACACACGAAGACUCUUCGGAGGCUGGGACGUAUAUGCAUGACCUUCGUAUUGCCACUGACGUCGACGUUGAGACCAGGAGAGCUUUGGAGAAGGACGAAGUACAAGAGGCCUUUCUAAAGCUCAAGAGGAUUGAUGGUUCCUUACAUAAGCGAUACGUCGUCUGCAAACUGUGCAAGGCGGAUCACAAGAACACGAUGGGUUGCAGCGACUGGAAAGGGCCCUUGCUAAACCAUAUGGAAGAAGUACAUCAAAUUUCGAGUGCAGAUAUCCGUUAUGGGGUGCAUUUUUCGUGGAAUAUCACUGCUGUAUUUUUCGACUGCCGCCCGAGUCGGAAGUGCAGUAAACCGUGGAGGCCCAGGGGGUCCGAUCAUACCGAUAAACCGAUAAGUAGGAUUAGUCGAGCUUUGUUCAAUUUUCUGGACUUGUUAUUAUCUUAAUCUUGUAUCAUCGUGCUCUACUGGGUAAUACAUAAUAUGAUUUACGUCG
This is a messenger RNA of Marasmius oreades (fairy-ring Marasmius), 2031 nucleotides long. RefSeq lists its product as uncharacterized. The record is from RefSeq and is a predicted model, not a curated record. NCBI's taxonomy places the organism in Eukaryota, Fungi, Basidiomycota, Agaricomycetes, Agaricales, Marasmiaceae. Bases 42 to 1982 code for a protein of 646 amino acids. The transcript is spliced from 10 exons. Gene Ontology annotation, molecular function: protein binding.